Salvia miltiorrhiza (redroot sage) is the source of this 1794-nucleotide messenger RNA. RefSeq names its product receptor-like protein 7. The transcript has a single exon. NCBI's taxonomy places the organism in Eukaryota, Viridiplantae, Streptophyta, Magnoliopsida, Lamiales, Lamiaceae. The record is from RefSeq and is a predicted model, not a curated record. Gene Ontology annotation, molecular function: protein binding. The coding region runs from base 1 to 1794 and encodes 597 amino acids.
AUGCUUCCGAAGUUGUUAUUCAUCUCUAUUCUUGUCUCCUUCAUUUUGAGUACUCAUUCUUAUAAUACCCAAUGCCUUCACCAUCAAAAAACAUUGUUGCUUCAACUCAGGAAUGAGUUGAUCUUGGAGUUCGAACCUUCUGAUUCAACAAAAUUGGUGCGAUGGAAUGAAAGGGAUGAGUGCUGCAAGUGGCCCGGUGUGGAAUGUGAUGCUGCUGGCUACGUCGUUAGUUUGCAGCUCGAUAAUGAGUCCAUUAUUUCUGGUGGAAUCGCGGAUUCAUCGAGUCUAUUCAGACUUAUGCAUCUACAGAAGCUAAAUCUAGCCUACAAUUAUUUCAACAACACUCCCAUCCCGAAAGGUAUUCACAAUCUCACCUAUUUGACACACUUGAAUUUAUCCAAUGCUUAUUUUGGUGGGCAGGUUCCAGCUGAGAUUUCUUCCUUGAGAAGGUUGGUUAGUCUCGAUCUCUCCCAUGAUUAUGUGUCAGUGAAACUGGAGAUGGUUGUCCAAAAUCUUACAGGGCUUCGAGAGCUCUAUCUUGAUGAUAGCAAUGUUACUUCCUCUCAUCAUGAGAGUAGAAAACGGAGCCACAUUAUAUCAUCAUAUUUACCCAACCUCACCACCUUGAGCUUGGUUGAUUGUGGUUUGUCUGGGACUUUAGCUAAGUCCUUUGGGCAACUCCAUUCCCUUUCCAUCCUUCGACUAGAUUUUAACGAUCUUUCAACAGAACUUCCAGACUUGUUCGCCAAUUUUCCAAGUUUGACCACCUUGAGUCUUUUUAACUGCAGUUUGAAGGGUUCGAUUCCACCCACCUUUGCUAACCUAACCAACCUGAUUAAUCUCGAUUUGUCAUAUAACUUCUUCACAGGCGCACUUUCUUCUACGCUGUUUGAAGGUCUUUCCAAUCUUGUUUAUUUAGAUUUGCAGAGGAAUUCAUUCUCUGGUAAUAUUCCCCACUCUCUCUUGGCUCUCCCUUCAUUGUCGGAACUUGUUCUUCGCCACAACCAAUUUAAUGGCACUUUGCAACUGGAAAACUUUCGAAGCCUUGCGAAUCUUACACGACUUGAUCUAUCUCACAAUAGAUUGUCAGUAGAUGUUGGCAACCUCAAUUCAACUUCAUAUGGCAGUCUCCAACUAAAAGAGUUAAGACUAGCUUCAUGUAAUUUGUCCCAUUUUCCUAAUUUCAUCAAACCUUUGGAUAUGGAAUUCGUGGACCUCUCAGACAAUCGGAUUGGUGGGGAGAUACCUAGUUGGAUUUGGGGAACACAACUUUGGUAUUUGGACCUCUCUUAUAAUCUUCUAACAGAUCUGCAAAAGCCUUACCAUAUCCCUGCUUCUCUUGUAUACCUAUACUUGCACUCUAACAAGCUCAAGGGUGAGUUGCACUUGCCCAUUCCACCUGCGUCUCAACUCUCGUACUUGUCUGUUGCUAAUAACAGAUUAAGUGGAUCGAUUUCAACCUCCCUUUGCAGUGAUACGAGGAUCGCUGUUCUUGAUUUGUCUGGCAAUAGAUUAAGUAGCAGCAUACCGCCGUGCUUACUUGAAAACGUGGUUUCAUACUUAGAUCUAAGCCAAAACAACAUCAGCGGUAGCAUUCCAGAUAAUUUUCCCAUGGAUUGUCAACUUGGAUAUUUGGAUCUUAACAAUAAUGCUUUAGAAGGGAAAAUCCCAAAGUCCCUUGAAAGAUGCGAGCGGUUGAAGUUCAUGAAUGUUGGGAACAACAACAUCACUGACAGUUUCCCGUGCAUGCUAUCAUCAUCCAGGUGGUUGCUGUUAGUAAAAAAAUGGAAGUAG